AUGUCAUUGGAAUUUAUUAUUAUUAUGAGCUUUUGUAAAUAAUGUAUAGAAAGGCUGCGUUUUCCUUUAAAUGGCAUAUAUAUUAGUUAGAUAAAGAGUAUUUUAAAGCCAUUGAGGUUAAAGGCGGUCUUCUUUCAAUUAAUUUAGAAGCGCAGAGUAAAGUAUUAAAUAUUUGACUCUUUUAAAAAUCAAUCAGUUAUUCAUACCAACUUGAUUCAGUUGCAAAUAACACUGUCAGUUUAUGAGCUGUUAUUAGAGUUGAGUUCAUGUUAGUGUAUUUCUUCUAUGUUUUCACAUUCUGAGUCCUCAUUUUCUUCCUCUAAUUCAAAUUUGUAAGCCAAAUUCAAAAGAUCGUUUAUAUUGUCUUCAGAGAAAGAAAUAGGGAGGAAUAUUGAGGUUAAUCCAUUACCCAAAGGUAGUUAGAUAGAGUUAGACCUUUCUUUAUUCAAAACAGGAGAGUUGAAAGGAGAAGCAUCUUCAAUGGAGGAGUGA
Messenger RNA from Tetrahymena thermophila SB210, 492 nucleotides. RefSeq lists its product as hypothetical. Lineage: Eukaryota; Ciliophora; Oligohymenophorea; Hymenostomatida; Tetrahymenidae. The transcript has a single exon. The record is from RefSeq and is a predicted model, not a curated record.